ACAACCCGGCAGUGCAACACAUGAGAAACCAACCAUGACUCAAACAGUCAGCUUCUUCUGUAGACUUGCACUUUAACCUCAUCCUUCAGAAACAUCUCCUCCGACACAUGCCACAUUUGAGCGGACGGUUGAACCGAGCGGUGUGCCUCCACCCCCCUGCGUGCGAGAGCUCUGCCUGGACGUGUUUUCUGUUUGGAUGGUGUACAGUCGAGCGAAGGAGCGCUUCCGCUUUGCCUGCAGCCGUGCUGUCACAGCGGGAGGAUGAACAACCAGAAAUGUAGCACUUUAAUUCAGAAACCAAGAGGACGGACGAGCAUUAUAAAAUGUAUCUAUGUUGUGGGCUUCAUGGACUUGUUUGGGGUGAGCAUGAUCAUCCCAUUGCUGAGCCAUCAUGUGAAAGCUCUUGGAGCGAGUCCCACUGUGGCUGGGAUUGUAGGGUCUACAUAUGGGAUCUUACAGCUCUUCUCAAGCACAAUAGUUGGCAGCUGGAGUGAUGUGGUGGGACGGCGGUACUCUCUGCUGGCAUGUCUGCUGCUAAGCGCUCUGGGCUACGGCCUGCUCGGGAUGUCCACCAGCAUCGCUUUGUUCGUCCUCGCACGGAUACCUGUGGGGCUCUUCAAGCACUCGCUGUCCAUCUGCAGAGCCCUGCUGUCUGACCUGGUGUCUGAGUCAGAGCGCCCUCUGGUGAUGGGAUACUUCAAUGCAGCCUCCAGUGUUGGCUUCAUCCUGGGUCCUGUGGUGGGUGGCUACCUCACGGAGCAUGAGGGCGGCUUUUAUACCUCGUCCUUUACCUGUGCAGCCAUCUUCCUUCUUAAUGCAGGACUGGUAUGGAUGCUACCAUGGAGCGAGGCACAUGUUCAUCGUAAUGGGACAAACUCCAGCAACGACGCACGAAAAGGUUGUCGUGAUAACAACUACAGUAAAUCAGUUCAGAAUGGCUCUCAUGCAAAUAGUCGCUGCAUGGAGUCGACAGCAGAGACUGACCCAAGACCCAGAGCUCCAGGGAACCACCGAGGUGGCCUCAGGUGGAUGGAGGUGUCUCUGCUCCAGCCUGUCUGGAGACAGCUGUCCUCAGUGGGCACCAGGAUCCGCAUGGUGGCCUCCUCUGACAUGUGGGAUUUGUUCCUGGUGCGACUUCUGAUGGCCAUAUCUAUCAUGCUUUAUUACAGUAAUUUCUCUCUGGCUAUGGAGGAGCGUUUUUCACUCAAACCAAAGGUGACGGGUUAUAUGAUCAGCUACGGUAGCACACUGGGGGCCCUGGCAGGGUUCCUGGUGGGGCCGGUCACCCAGAUGUAUGGGAACAACAUGGCUGCUCUGCUGCUCCACUCCACAGUUCUGACCUGCUCGUUAAUUUUUCUGUAUGCUGCUGCACCCAGUGUGUGGCAGGUGUUAUUCACCUCCAGCUUCUUGGCCAUUUCCACCUCUAUUGGACGGACAUGCAUCACAGACCUGGAGCUGCAGAGAGGAGGGGUCCAGGCCAGUGGGACUCUGAUCGGAGCCGGGCAGUCAGUCACAGCCGUCGGUCGAAUCCUGGCCCCUCUCCUCUCUGGUCUGGCCCAGGAGUUCAGCCCCUGUGGUCCCCCCAGCCUGGGAGUGGUCCUCGCUCUCGCAGCUGUAGGUUUACUGCUCAUCAGGAUCCCUAAAUGGGAUGGGAGGGGGAUGAGAAAAACGGCCAAGCUCGUAAAGUCUGAGUAACUGAACAAAUUUAAAAUUAUGAAAAUGAAUGCAAAUGUACCACAUGGAGAAGUGCCCUUAUUUGUAGGCCAGCUGUGAAGAUGAACAGCAGACUCAUAGUAGGUACGAUGUUCCCUGCUCAAAGGCCUCUGCCACACACGUCUGUAGAUGCAGGGUCAGAGUGGCUCGUCAACACCAGCACUGCAGUCCUUCACUCAGGAAGAGCAGCUUUGAAACUCAAGCAAAGCAUCGAUGUGAAGUCAGGGCCGAAAAGUUUAAUACAAGGAGGUCUGAACAGACAGAAACAUAUGGACCUUGUUCUGGCAGAUACUGCUUGGGACAGCUUGAUUGGAAACAGUGCACGUUUAUUUUUAAUCUUAUUUUCUAACCACUACAGUCUCCGAAGUCCCUGGUGUUACUGUCUGCCUGCUGAUGAUGAGACAGAGGAGAUCCUCCUUUUAAAGGUAGUAACACUUCAGACAUCCAGAAAUGAGCUGGAACUGUAUUUAAUGUGGGGAAAGCCUGACUGUCACAUGGUAGUUGACACUGUUAUAGUAAUAAUAAAAAUAAAUUAGUUUAACAAACUUUACCUCAUUCAGUCAGUUGUUUCUGCUGAUGCACUGCAUUAGAAAUAAUUCCUGUGGUGGCUUACGAGCAGCUGCUUGCUCUGGUUUCUGAUUCUUGAAUUUUAGUUGGAGAUUUGUGAGAUUUGACUUAGGAGAACUUUUAAUAAAGAUGUUGAGAUUUGACGGAUUUAACUGUAUACCGAGUACCACCGCUGUCAAAACAUUAAAUGUUAAGACGUAAAAAUGGUAAUGUUUAUAAAUGCCAAAAAGUCACAAGGAAUAAACAAAGUUUUGUAUGCGA
Molecule: messenger RNA, 2541 nt
Organism: Acanthopagrus latus (yellowfin seabream)
Lineage: Eukaryota; Metazoa; Chordata; Actinopteri; Spariformes; Sparidae
Gene: slc67a2
Product: major facilitator superfamily domain containing 9
Exons: 6
Coding region: 262-1695 (477 amino acids)
Biological process (GO): transmembrane transport
Molecular function (GO): transmembrane transporter activity
Source: RefSeq, a predicted model, not a curated record